This is a messenger RNA of Pongo pygmaeus (Bornean orangutan), 3335 nucleotides long. It is a transcript of the gene GNAI2, whose product is annotated as G protein subunit alpha i2. The transcript is spliced from 7 exons. The coding region runs from base 226 to 1479 and encodes 417 amino acids. The record is from RefSeq and is a predicted model, not a curated record. Lineage: Eukaryota; Metazoa; Chordata; Mammalia; Primates; Hominidae. Gene Ontology annotation, biological process: gamma-aminobutyric acid signaling pathway; adenylate cyclase-inhibiting G protein-coupled receptor signaling pathway; G protein-coupled adenosine receptor signaling pathway. Gene Ontology annotation, cellular component: heterotrimeric G-protein complex; cytoplasm. Gene Ontology annotation, molecular function: GTP binding; G-protein beta/gamma-subunit complex binding; G protein-coupled receptor binding.
CUCUGAGAGCAAAUUUUACCCAGUUCCUUUCUAUCCUCCCGACGACUCUGAGGUCAAACUCAGCAAGGCAUCCGAGCCCCCACGGCGCAGCGGCCCUAGGCUGGCAUGGGCGAUGCGGAGCUACCCCGCCCUCAGGAAGCAGGCGAGAUGCCCAGCGGGAGAAUCACCCAAAUCACCGUCUAAUCUCUGCUGUAAAGUGGAAGCGGGAGAAGGAGGGAGCGUCUCAUGACGGAGGGUGUGAAGACGCUAGGCUGGAGGAAGCAGAAAGGCGGGUGUCACUGGGGACGUUCUGAGGGUGCUGGAGAGUCAGGGAAGAGCACCAUCGUCAAGCAGAUGAAGAUCAUCCACGAGGAUGGCUACUCUGAGGAGGAAUGCCGGCAGUACCGGGCGGUUGUCUACAGCAACACCAUCCAGUCCAUCAUGGCCAUUGUCAAAGCCAUGGGCAACCUGCAGAUCGACUUUGCUGACCCCUCCAGAGCGGACGACGCCAGGCAGCUAUUUGCACUGUCCUGCACCGCCGAGGAGCAAGGCGUGCUCCCUGAUGACCUGUCCGGCGUCAUCCGGAGGCUCUGGGCUGACCAUGGUGUGCAGGCCUGCUUUGGCCGCUCAAGGGAAUACCAGCUCAACGACUCAGCUGCCUACUACCUGAACGACCUGGAGCGCAUUGCACAGAGUGACUACAUCCCCACACAGCAAGAUGUGCUACGGACCCGCGUAAAGACCACGGGGAUCGUGGAGACACACUUCACCUUCAAGGACCUACACUUCAAGAUGUUUGAUGUGGGUGGUCAGCGGUCUGAGCGGAAGAAGUGGAUCCACUGCUUUGAGGGCGUCACAGCCAUCAUCUUCUGUGUAGCCUUGAGCGCCUAUGACUUGGUGCUAGCUGAGGACGAGGAGAUGAACCGCAUGCAUGAGAGCAUGAAGCUAUUUGACAGCAUCUGCAACAACAAGUGGUUCACAGACACGUCCAUCAUCCUCUUCCUCAACAAGAAGGACCUGUUCGAGGAGAAGAUCACACACAGUCCCCUGACCAUCUGCUUCCCUGAGUACACAGGUGUGGGGACUGUGGGGAUAGGGCCUCCGGAGGGUUGCUUCUUGGCCGGAGUAGCCUAUGGUGACCAGGUGGCCCUCAGCCGCCCCCCACUGGACAGAAGUGUAACCUUGGAACACUUGCAGGGGCUGGUGCCUCAUUUAGGCUUGUAUAGUUGUGUGUGCACACAUGGAGCCCUUAACACACUCAAGCAUGUACCCCUGAACAUGUGUACAUGGGCAUCCUCCUUCACACAGUGGGGUACCCCUUUGCACAUCUGGCAUGUAUGGGCAGCCACAGACAUUGUCAUAUUAUGCACACGCAUGCACAGGUUGUAUGCCUGGCUGUCCACACGCACAGACCCUUGCUGCACACGUAGGAUGCGGCCUGCCUGCCACACAUGCAGCACAAGUCUUCAUUUUCUCUCCCCCAGGGGCCAACAAGUAUGAUGAGGCAGCCAGCUACAUCCAGAGUAAGUUUGAGGACCUGAAUAAGCGCAAAGACACCAAGGAGAUCUACACGCACUUCACGUGCGCCACCGACACCAAGAACGUGCAGUUCGUGUUUGACGCCGUCACCGACGUCAUCAUCAAGAACAACCUGAAGGACUGCGGCCUCUUCUGAGGGGCAGCGGGGCCUGGCGGGAUGGUGAGCCAGAGGGGCUGUGGCAGGGCGCUGGGGAAGAACUAAGCGGGCCUGGAGCCCCAGCAGGGGGUUCGGGGGGUGGGUAGGGGGGUGAACCUGGAGGGGAGAGGCAAUAGGUGACCAGGGGACAAGGGAGGAGAAGGCCCAGGGUGUGAAUCAGGAGGUCAAGUGAGUGAGGUGCAGGGCAUGGAGGAGGUCAUACAAGCAGGCCUGGCCCAGUGGUGCAGACAGAAGGGCUUGGCCUUGCCCUGGGACAGAACCAGAGGCCAUCCUGAUGUUCCCUGGAGAAAUCUCACCUCCUCACCCACCAGGCCAUUGGCCCAGCCUGCCGGAAGCUGGAUGCCAGCGGAGCCCAGCCCUGCUGCCCACUACCACCAGCUCCAUGUGCACCUCCAGCUCUUGCCCUCUGACUUGUCUGAGCGUCCUGGGCUUAGGCUGGCCCCACUGGCCCUGGUGGAGGUGGGGAUGACUCUCCAAGUGCCACAGACUCCCCUCCCCCACGUAACCCAGCAACAGAAACUGGCUCCUUGGGCGGCAACUGUGUCCCUGGUAACAAAUGGGUAGGAAAAAUAGAGAAGGGUUAUUGUCUAGGGAGGCGGGAGAGAGGCGCGCCCUGGCUGCUUCCCGAUCCAUGCUCUGCUUUCCCCCCACCUCCAGGGCCACCGCCGACUUUGUACCCCCCAACCCCUGAGGAAGAUGGGGGCAAGAAGACCACGUUCCCCGCCUAUUCCCCCGGCCGCUUUUCUCCUCUUUCCUCUCUUUGUUCUCAGCUCCCCCCGUCCCCUCAGCUCCAGACGUAGGGGAGGGGUUGCCACAGGCCUCCCUGUUUGAAGCCUGCCCUUGUCUGAGGUGCUGGUAAUGGCCAUGGUACCCCCUUCUGGGCAUCUGUUCUGGUUUUUAACCAUUGUCUUGUUCUGUGAUGAGGGGAGGGGGGCACAUGCUGAGUCUCCCAAGGCUGCGUCUGGAGGGGCCCCUGCUUCUCCAGCCUGGACCCCCAGCUUUGCCCAACACCAGCCCCUGCCCAGCCCAAGUCCAAAUGUUUACAGGGAGCCUCCUGCCCAGUCCCCCACCCCCAGCCGCUCGGAGGCCCCAAAGGAAAAAGCACAAGAAGCGUGAGACGCCACCAUUCCUGGAAACCACAGUCCACCUGCUCAUUCUCGUAGCUUUUUAAAAAAAUGAAAGUAAAGGAAAAAAAAAAAAAAAAAAAGAAAACUGCAAAUCUAGAAAACUUUUUAGAGAAAAACUAUUUAAAAACUGUCAGAUCCUGACCAGCAACCCCCCUCCCCCCAAGCCCCCCUUCCAAGUGACUCCGUGCCUUGAGUGUGUCUGCGUGUUUACACCCGUCCCUCUGCUGGCCGCCCCCGUGCGAGCGGCACCCCUGCCCUGCCCUCCACAGAAUUGGGUUCCAAGGGCUGUUCCAGACAACUGCCAACGUCACUGAGGGCCAUGCCCCAGCGGCCCUGGGCCCAGGCUCCAUUAACCUAAAAUGUAGCUCCCUAGCGCUAACCUAGGAACCGCCGCUGCCUGCUGGGGGGCCACGCCCCUCAUGCCCUUGUCCCAGGCCCGGGGCCUUCAGCGUUGAACACUUCCUUGCUUUUUUCACAUGUUUUAUGGAAUUGUUCACCUGGUUUGAAAUAAUAAAAUGUAGAAAGAAAAAAAA